GUCUAGAAAAACAAAAUGGCGGAAGAAGGAGACCACGAACCUGUGACGGAAAAUCCCGAGGAAUCAGAAGAAAAAAUCGAAUAUCCUCUAAUAGUUCAAUACUGUGGAGGUAAAAAUAUUUUCGCAUGUUGCAUAUAAUUCAAACGUAUUUAACACUAAAAUACUUUUCCUGUUUUUUGUUUUGUUAAUUUGCCACUGAUCGUGGACUGGUUCGCCGAUGAUUGUCUCCUCAUCCAGUUUGUAGCCUGCCCCUUGAGGUAAGGUUUUAUGAGGAUGCUGUUUUCUUAGUUUCCUUAAUCAGUAACUUUCUCUAGCUCUGUAUGUAAUGUUCCUUUUUUUUAAGUUUGGUAUCUUGGUGCUACAAAUGCACUUCACACUGAUGAUGGUGCAAUUUAAAAUUCACCUCAGUGUUGAGACUAUUGCAAUUACAGUUGUAUUUCAACUAUGAGAACUCUAUUGGGAUGGUUGAAAUGAGUUUAAUAGUCACCCCUAUAGUAUGUAUUAUGUUACAGGUCAAAUUCUAGGUCGAUUCUAAUGUCUCCUAGCCAUAGAAGACCAAAGGAAAUUGAGAAUCAACCUAGGUAAAAAAAUUCACCUGAAAUCAAUACGAAUAUUGUGAAUUAUAAGGAAUCUCACUUUAAUCUUCAUGAUGAGAAAAAGGUUUGGGAAGAAGUUGUUGCUCAUUAGCAACCACAGUAAUGAAAUAUUGGGGACAGUUUAUCCCUUUUGUUUUAAAUAUCCAAGUAGUAUUAAUUUUGUGAGAUUUCCAAACAUUUUUACUCAUCACUGACACUAGAGUCAUAUUUGUCUUUGUUAGUACUGUGAGUACACGGCAGAAUAUGAGAAGUGUAAGGAAUGGCUCAAGUCAAAUAUCCCUGAUGCUUAUGAAGUUCUUAUAAACCAAGGUAAUUUAUUGAACACACUUCUGUUUAAUUUGUUUGAUUAUUUAUACAUUGUAGUCACCAUCUGUCUUCUCAUUGGCUAAAAGCCUACAGUUAAUUCUGGGAAACAGUGCAACCUACAGAUUAGUGAAUAAUCUGUAGGUUGUGCGCGCAAUGCAUGAUUUCCAAGAGCAAUGUCAAGUCCACGGACAGCAAUGUCAAGUUCGCGGACAGCGAAGUAAGAAUGGCUUCUCGAUUCAUUUCAUUGACCCAGCAAGAAAUUGAGAAAUUACUUGAAGAUAAAGUAUAAUAAAACAAUUAUUAGAUUCGGUUUUUGUGAUAUCCGGAAUAACCAAGGUCUCGGUUAGUGUUAUCAGCCUCAGCCUCAACUUGGAUUGUUCGGUUAUAACAAAAGUUGAUAAUGUUUUGCUAUUACUUUAUAAUUAACUUGUUUUCAAAAGGCCAAACAAAGGUAAAAAACGGAGGCUGAGCACUUUAUGCAAAUUGGAUAUCCCUCGACACAGACCAAUUUGUGGUCUUUUCCCAGCUGAAUGUCAGUCUUAAUGCGAGACUUUUCAAUGACUUGAGGGCUCUGACUAAUUUGCCAAACAUCUUCACCACUUUUGCUGUUGUUUUAAUUGAGUGGCUAGAAGCUGAAUUCCAAAAAUACUAGAAAGUUGUUCCUCAUUAUUGGAGACUUGUUGAGAAAAAGAGACGAAAAUCUGAGUUUCCUGGAAAAAACUGUACACGUCAUCUUAUUUACACAUGGGCAUGUGUAAAUAAAGGUUUUUUUCAUUGCGACUCAAUAGUAGUUAAUAAAGGGUAAGCAUGCACGCUAUGUUAUAAAUGUCUUUUGUUAUUGUUAGCUGCUGAACAGUUAGCCGAAGUGGAUGUCAGUGAAGGUGCAGCAAAAAAGAAGCAGACAAGAGGUAAUUUCAACAGUUGAACCUCCAUGUGUGACCACCUCUUGUAAGCGACCAGCUCUCAUAAGGGCCACUUAUUUAAAACACCAAAAUUUCCCCAGUCAAAGCCCUUCUGUUAGAACCUCUCGUGAAUGACCACCUCUUAUAAGCAACUGAACCCACUUUUUGGCCUGUAGUUUUGUAGUUUACCAUUGUUUUUAGCGGGGCUCCCACACGCAAAGCGCACGUGGGACAGAGCCCCAUACCCAUAGAUUAUGGUCAACCUCUUUUCCUUUGGUUGUCAUGUGAUUGACCGAGCGUACGUACGUACGUACCUACGCGUCUACGGAUUGUACGGGUGGGGUAGGGGAGACUAUCAAAAGGAAGGGAGGGGUGACUCAGGCGUGUCUUGCCAAGUCCACAUCUUUUACAUUUGACAUUCACAAGAUGGUCAAUUGACAGCUGUCAAAACAGGAUAGCCACUGAUCAGUAUCCCAUGAACAUAUCGCAGGCUCAUGUGUCAACUCAUUGAGGUGACGUGAUUUAUUUGGAAGCUGUCCGCUGACCGGUUAAUUAUUUUACUAGAUCGCGAUCAAUGUUCAGUCUCAUACUUUCUAGCUAGUUUGGGAUCGGAGCACAGGAAAACUGAUACACGUCAAUGUUGUGAUCCAUUGACAGCUGUCCAAACAAGGUAUCCGCUGACCAGUAUCACUUGACUGUAUCGCGGGCUCAGGUGUCGACCCAUCGAGGUCAAGUGUUUUUUUGAAGUUAUCGGCUGACAAGGUACUGGUUUUCAAAUGAUCGCAGGCUCAAGUUUAUUAUUUUUUUUAAAUUCAUAUGAAAUAUGAAAUAUGUUGUGUUUAUGUGCCGCACAAUUAAAAUUUUGAUUUCAAACUGACCUCGGACGCGAAAAUUCAGCCAGCCGCUACAGGCAGGGAAAACAGCUGCUUUAGAUUUUUCUCGCCAUGUUCACGCGUUGGUCACGCUCUACGUCCAAUUUUUAUGCUCUGAUUGGUCAAAAUUUGACAGGUGAGUCCAAGCAGAAAAUUUAUGCAGCAUCUUGAAUCUUGUUUACUUUGACAGCUGAAGCUGACAGAGUUUUGUGUCAACUUGUGGUGUUUUUAACUUUUUUUUUCCACUGGAUGUACAAAAUGAAAUUGAGCUGCUAUCAGGAGUCUUCUGUUAUUCAUGGCUAGUUUGUUUAUUGGGUUUUUGGUUGAGUCAAAUUCGGAAAUCCGAUUUCGGAUGGCAUCGUUUUCGUUUUCAUCUUGCUUAAUGCGUAACAGGGUUGCAAAGUCUGAAGCGAUACUGGCCUUACUUGAUACCUUUCAGGAGCUGCAUCUCGAGUGGUAAGCCUAAGUAAUUAUUGUAUUUGAUGUUUGUUUUUUAUUCCUGAUUUAAUGAAGUCGAGUAUAGUUUAUGCGGCUAUUUUGUUUACGCACGUUUGUAAGAUUUGAGACAAUAAUCUGACCGAGUAUCAGGUUUGUUAUAAGCUUACAGAUCUUUAAAAAGCCUUUAGACAUUUUCUCACCGCAAAUAGAAAGAAAAUGUUUCAAAGGAUAUUUAGUUAUAAUUCUGUUAAAUUCGCAUUAAACCGUUUUAAAAUAAAAAAUAAACAUAAUAAAUUCUUUAUCAUGUUGGAGCGUAACUCUGUUAAUGUUCAUUCAAACACUCGCCACUGCUCGCACGGUAAAAGUCAGAACCUGCUGGCCGUAUAGAUGAUUUUGAAAAUUUUUUCAACGGUUUACGGCUAAAGCCCACGCGUGCUUCGAUCGUCCUGAAUAGCAAUUUGUAUCGCAAUAUUGUGAAAUACUGCAUUCUGUUGUCCGAGGUCUGUAUGGUAAAAACAGUGCCUUAUAGUACUGUUUCACCUCAGAUGUGAUGUAUAAAUGAUAUANCGGUUUACGGCUAAAGCCCACGCGUGCUUCGAUCGUCCUGAAUAGCAAUUUGUAUCGCAAUAUUGUGAAAUACUGCAUUCUGUUGUCCGAGGUCUGUAUGGUAAAAACAGUGCCUUAUAGUACUGUUUCACCUCAGAUGUGAUGUAUAAAUGAUAUAAAAGGUUGGUUUACACGCACCCAGAUUUGUUGGCAAGAUUUUGUGAAAAAAACUUGUCGAACGCAAAAAAUUCAGCCGGAAUUUUUUUUCCAGGCCUACUUAAUCUACGGUGAUCAAGAGCCAUUAUGGCUCUUAAUAAAUGUGAUCGAAGAUGAUUGCCAGUUUUUGGGUGUACUUAUGAGGCUAUCAACUAGAUGUGAGAUUUGGUUCACUCUUGGGCUGUUUGCAAAUUAUUUUUUGUAAAACCACUUAGCCUUUCGCUGAAAAGUCACACGAAUGUGCUCUAAAGUUAACUGAAUUGUGGAAUACAAGUUUAUUGUUUGAUUUAAAUCAUAAAUUUAUUAAUGGGAGCCUCGCUUUUAGCCCUGGCUAAAUCUAUAUGUUAACCUCUUUUAAGCAACCACUUGAUGCUUGGUGUGCUCUCUUUGUUUACUGUAUGUACUACAAAGAACUUUCAGUAACAAGAUGGAACUGCACUUAUACAUAACUUAGAAAUUGAAUGAAUUUAAUUCUCUGCCACAAAAUUGAUGUGUUAGGACAUUUUCUGGGAAGAGAUCCCCUGUGGUUUGAUUCUCAUGAGCCACUACAUGUGCCUCCCGUAAGCAACCAUAAAAUUGUCCCAGCUUUGGUGGUCAUUUACGGAAGGUUUGACUGCACUUUCAUAUCUCGAGUUCCUCAUUAUCAUAUAUGACGUAGUAUUAGUAUGUAAGAACUUUUUAGACCAUAGACCAACUCCAUACUGUACUUAUUCAAAUGAAAAAUUCGUGGCAGCACUUUGUUGUUGCUUGUGGCUGUCUUGGAAGUGCAUAAGGCGUUUACAACCCUCUUAAUAAGAGUUUAAUGAUUAAAAGAAAAGUAAGAAGAUUCGAUUCCCUGAUUUUAUCUAUAAGUUUCAAGCUACCCUGUUUCAAAAGUAGCUCAGUUGCUAGAGUGCUUGUCUGUAGAACAUGAAGUUGCAGCUGGUUCAAUUUUUGGGAUAUAACCAACACUUGCAUGUAUACUUAUUUUCUUAAAAGAAGCGACAAAGUACUACAUUUCCCCUGCAAAUGGCCAGACUUUUGGGUAGUUCAGAUGAUGUAUAAAUGGCAGGCUGUGUCAGUAAGAGACAUACAGUCAUGUAAGAGUUGGUGUCCUUAAUAUGGUACUUGCAUGAUAAUUACAUUCAUGUGACACUUAAAUAAAGUAGGUUUCUGAUUAAGAAAGCCCUCAUAACUGUAAGUCAAAUAAUGUGGUAUACAUUGUUGGAUAGUACUGUGUGUAAACACAUACUUGUUUCAUGUUUCUUGCUUUAUUCCUAGGUGGAAAGGGAGUUGUGAGAGCUCCAAAGAAAAAGGUGAUUUAAAACUAUUGAAUAUUGUUUUGUAACAAUCUUAAGCUUGGUAUAUUUUUUAAAUUUCAAUAGACUGCUCAUUGGGCAGUGUGUAGGAGACCAGGUGACUCGUCCCUGGUCAUCUCUAUAUUUUGGAUGAGGGAAUCACACAAGAGGAGCAGAACAUGAGAAUCUUGAAUAUUAAUAGGAGACUGAGAGUUAAUUGGGAGCAAGUCAGGUGGACAGGUCCAAUGCAUUUUCAUGUUUAAUUUUAGAGGUCACAUAAGGGUGGGCAGAGUCAUAGUGUCUUACCACUAGUACUGAUCUUUUUUUUUUUUUUUGCUGCUUCACACUUAUGAGCCCAAAGCUGCAUUACCAUUGAGCAGCAGGUGACCUUUUCUUAUGUCUGUGAAAAUGCAAUGAACCAGGGUCGCCUUUCUAAUACAUAGUGUCAACUUGGAACAUAUAUCCUGGAUCAACAGACACUUUUGCUUCCUGGAUGUUGUAGAAAUAGAAUGUUGUAUCUGCUGCCUGUUCAGCUGUGUCUGAGGGGAGGACAUGAUGCAACUUGGCUAUUAAUAGCAAUUAAGGCAUGUUUUCACUAGUGAUUUGUUUAUGUUGACUUUGUCAUUGUUCUUAAUUAAGAAUGUGACCAAGAAAGUUGUACUUUCAAGAGCACAAAGAAACAAAAAGAAGUAUGUGACUGUUGUGACUGGAUUAGGUACAUUUGGUAAGUGAAAAUUGUAUUAACUUGUUUGGUUGUUUUUCAAAGCACACUGGAUGGAGUUGCUACUAGUUGCUGGAUCAGAAGAUGUUGGGUUUCAAAUUUUCUUAAUCCUCUAUUAACCAUUUUUAAAAACAUUAUACAGACCUUGACUCUUAUCAUGAGGUUUAAUGAUUUUUGCCUGGUCUUGGCUGCCACCGUGAGGUUUUUUUACACACAAACAUGUCGCCCCACCACUGCAAAAUUUGUCUCCACCCUGGUGUAUGAUUAGGUAGUUUUAACAGAGGCUGGAAGUAGAUUUUAUUACUCUGUAAAUUAAUAAUUAUGAUGGACUGGAAUUUCACCAAUAAUGAUAAUAUGGUAAUAAUUAUCUGUGUAGUAACUCAGGCCCGUAACUAGGGGGGUGCACAGGGUGCGUUCGCACCCUCCCCACAGGCCCCAAAGGUCCGCAUUUUGAUACUCAAUAUCCAAGUUAAGGAGUGCAAUCGGUUAAACUAAAGUUUCAAACUUAACAGUGAUAUUUAAACAAAAUCAAAGAAUAGAAAAAGUAGUAGCGUAUUCACGGGGAAAAUAAAACCAGCUGCACUCUAGUAGCCCGAGUCCUUCAGAACAUUUCAAUGAGCGCACAGAUGUCUGAGCUUAUCUAAAUGAAUAAUGAAAUUAACGUGUGCACGCUUAAGGAGUGUGAUGAUGAUCUCUUUCCAAAUAUAUAGAUGUUCCUCAUGAUAUGCGCCACAAUCCCUGCAAUGAGCUGUGAAUGUGAAAGAAGUGCGAGUUCUUUAAGGCGGCUGCAUACAUAUAACAGGGCAUGCAUGGGCCAGGAAAGGCUGUCCUUCCUCGCACUAAUGCACAUACAUUAUCAAGCUAAAAUUGUUUUGGAUGAGGUGGUAAAUCUUUUUUGCCACCAAACACCCACGGAGGCUGGAGCUCGGGACUAUUCUGAGGGAUUAGUUCCGCAGUAUUUUGAUGUAUCAUUUUAUAUCGUAAAAUUACUCCUCUAUAACUUAAUUCAAACAGUUGUCUUCGACAAAUGUAAUAUUCAGUUCCUACCAUGUACUUUGCCGUUACAAUUUCUCAUGUAUUGCUUCUUCCCUAAAUAAACGGAUCAGACAAUAAAAAUACAUUUCGGUAGUUUGGUCCACUUUGGCCUCGUUAGUACCCCCCCACAUAAAACCCUGGUUACGGGCCUGUAACUUCAUGUACAGCUGCUUUGUGUGCCCUCUGUCUUAGCAUAUUUUUACAUAUUUUUUGGUUACAUGUACAGGUAAGAUAAUGGUGUCAUAAAAAAGUUCAUCCUAAGGGAAUUUUUUUAAACUAUUUUAACGGGGUAUUGUCCCUGGAAAAUUUACAUAAUUAUACUCUGUCGUAUUUGCCACUUAUUAGUCGAAUAUAUAUGUAGCUCCCAAUACUCCAAUGACUCAGUCAUGUUAUUGAGUAGCCAGGUUAUCAAUCAGUCAACCUUUUUAUAGUUAUCAAGGGAUUCACAAAGUAACUCAAUAAAUUAGUAAACCUGUGAGUGAGAAAAGUAACUCAUCAAGAAACAUUUGUAUCUUAAAAGUUCUAAGCUGUUAUGUGCAAACGUUUUUUAGAUAUUGACUGCAAGAAGGCUGCCAAGGCCUUUGCUCAAAAAUACUCCUGUGGAUCAUCAGUGACAGGCCCUGAUGAAAUUGUCAUCCAGGGAGAUGUCUUAGACGAUCUUCUGGAUUUUAUUCCUGAAAAGUGGCCAGAGGUGAUCAUUUUUAUUCAUUAUUCAUUCUUAUUUCCCCUAUAUUUUCAUAAUCAAUUAUUUGUGUUGUAACAACAAAACAGUAUAAAGAAAUUUCUCUCAAUAUUGCUUUCAAGCGAAGAAAAAUUAAGAAGCCUUCAAAUGAAAGCUCCCAGGUAGAUUGGAGCAGGGAAACGAGGAGGAUGCAUGCAAUAAUUAAUGAAGUAAAAAAUCCCGGGGGGUUUCCCCAUAAAGGCUUAUACAGGGAGGAUCUGCCUGAAGGGGGUACCUUUUUCAGGCUAAAGGGUAGGGAUUCACAAGUUGAAGUAUAUGAAAGGGUAGGAAAAUCGUUUAAGUAUUUAAAAGGUCUUUUAUUUAAAAUGCUUCAAAAAGACGUGCCUUGCUAUAAUUAUCAUUCUAAUUUAUUAAAAUGUUACACGAAAAUGGCAGAGGGAGUUGCUGUUGUAGGCAUUUAUUCUUAUUCUUAGAUAUAGAUAUAAAGGGGUACCAUUUUACAGUGGAAGGCAUACAAAUUAAAAGGGGUACCUUCUGCGAAAAAUGGUGCAUAAAAGGGGGAAUGGUUGAACCUCUGGGCGGAGCCUUCCCGUACAGAACUUUGGUUGAGUAACCCCUCCCCCCACCCUCCCCCCCCAUCCUCUAUAUAAUUUUCUUCUGAACAAGUGUGAUGACCUAUCUAGUCAGCACAUAUCUCAUAACCAUGGUGACAAAAAAAACAACCUCUUAGAUUUACAAAAUGUUUUUUACUCCAAGCUAGGAACAGUGCUUCUGGGGAGUCGUAAUCAGAAGCGUUAGAGCGUUAUGAUCUAGUGAAAACAACGUUCUGAUUCCCCUUAUGACUCCGUUGCUUACGGUCUAGUGAAAGCAGGGUUGUCUGAGUCGCAAGCAGAAGCGGAAGAACUAAACCAAUAACAAAGCGUGAGAACAAGCAUUGUGAUUGGUUUAUCCUCGCGCUCCUGCUUCCGACUUCCGACUCCAACAAUCUGGUUUUGACAAGAUCAUAAGCGAAGGAGUCAUAAGCGGAUUCGGAAUAAAAACAAAAACUUUCGGAUUCUUCCGACUCCGAUUCUGUGGCGCGUAUCGCUCCGCUUACGAAUCCGAUUUUUGAUUUUGACAAAAUCUUAGGCGCUCUUACGACUCCUAUUCCGACUUCGCGGCUGUCAGCUUUAUAACCUUUUUUUUCCUUAUCCACUUCUCUACUGAUCCUUUUCUAAUGUUUUAUAUCAAGCUUUACAAUUUACAGUUUUCUGGUUAUAAUAUUUGUUAAAACUCUUGCCUUACACUGUUAACAAAUAUUUUGAUGUUUUUUUGUAACUUUAGAUUGAUGAUGACAGCAUAGAAGAUCUCGGAGACCAGAAAAGAUAAUACAGAAUUUCACCGAAAAACCUUUGUGUAACAAGACGCUACAGAGCGUACCCUUUGGCGUCGUUGUUGUGGAACUAAUUAAUUGUAAAGGCGGAGGAAUAGUAAGAAAUCAAAUAUGGUAAGAGUAAGGUGUUAAUUUGUGAAAUUAUGGGAUUUGUCAGGAUAUUCUGAGAAGAGCAACACCCAAGAGGCCUAUUUGCCAAAAACUAGCAUUUCGGGACAAAUUGUCUCCGAGAUAUUAGCCCUGUUAUGCUCUGAGGACUCCAUACAAAUCCUUCUAAAAAAACAAUUCUCUAUUUUUCUUAGUCACAUCAGGCUUCAAAAGCAGCAUAGCAGUCUCAUGUACUGAAUAAAGAUAUGUAAGGCAUGGGUAAGGAGUCAAUUACGUUGAGCAUGGAAUUAACUAAAAAUCAAAGUCACGAGUUCGAAUGUUUUGAGGAUAAUUAUUCACUGACUAUCAGCACGCAGGGAUGUCGGAUUAACACAAGGAAGUUGUUAAAGCUCUGUAAAGAUAGCCUUUACAGAGCUUUAAAACACAGCAUCCUUGCAAACUUGACUUGAACUUUGAGUAAAACUAAACAGCCUCUACCAAUAAUAACAAACUGUCACUUGAACUUCGGAUAUCUUGCGGCUUCCGCGAACUUGUAAACACAGAACCUGAAAAUCGACCUUCGUCACACUUGACUAAACACAGCAGUCCAGCUCGUGGGAAAAAACUUAGUUCGUCAAAAGAACGCGCUUGGAACUUGUAUACCGUUUGACAUAAGGUUCUAGAAAAUACCAAACAGGCGAAUAGUAAUAGCUUUUCGACAUAUUUUAUGAUUUCAGCAACUGAUGCAAAUCUGCUGAGUCAUGCUGAAAUGUAAACAUGCCCUAAUUAAUUAUUCAUGAAUAAUCCAAAAACGUAGAGAACGUUCGAGAAAGUCACGCAACGCAUGAAAGCAAUUUUACUACGUAACACUCGACAAAGACAAAAUGUCUUUGUGCAGCAUUUUGUAACUUUAAAUUCAUCAUAAAACAGUUCGAAAGGAGGGCUCACUCGUGAAAUGUUUUUCAACACUCGAAGAGAAAUUUCGUGUCUCUGCGCGGCCACGAAAUAUCCUCGAGUAAUUAAAGACUAAACUCGAAGUGAUCUCGAGAUAUCACGAAGUAGUCCGGUCUCAUUUGGGGAAAUAGUUGAAACAAGCCGAAAAGUCACGAACUUGCACGCCCAAUCUUGUCCCGAAACUAGUGCAUCAUUUCAUAACUAUUUUUCACAUCCCAAACAACCUUGGGUCGCAGUAGCGCAAUCGGCUAAUCCCUCAACUUAGAGUCUUCUCUGAUCUGACGGGUCACACAGGCGAGUCGGUUCAAACCCCGGGAAAGCCAAAAUGAUAAUUCUUUCUUCCUCGAAAAAGUUAAAGAAUAAAUCAAAGAAAUCUAAGUGAUCUCGAGAUAUCUCGAAGUAAUUCGGCUCUCACUUCGUCAAAUAGCCGAAUAGAACCGAAAACCUACAGACUUUGCUUGCCCAAUCUUGUCAAAAAAUUGUAACUUUGAUACAUUCCUGAGCGUCGCGAAUCCUUUACUUCGCGCUCCGCCGAAGUAAUAAAUGUAUUUGUAUUGUAAACAAGGCAUUAAUAAAUCGGAGUCAAACUUUCUAU
Messenger RNA from Porites evermanni, 10599 nucleotides. The record is from the annotation of a GenBank genome assembly. NCBI's taxonomy places the organism in Eukaryota, Metazoa, Cnidaria, Anthozoa, Scleractinia, Poritidae.